UUUGUCUUCAAGUUCACUGUGGCCAAGCAGCAGGAUCACUUUUUUCAAGCUGCCUAACUGGACGAGAGAGAUGUCUGGGUACGGGACAUCAAGAAAGAUAUUCGUUGCCUAGAUGGAGGCCAAAGGUUUGCCAGAAAAUCCACAAGGAAGUCUAUCAGAUUUUCCGAAACAAUCAACCUGAGUGCUUUGUACCUGUCAAUGAAAGAUCCUGAAAAGGGAAUAAAGCAGUUGAGCCUGGAAAAAGAUAAAAAAGUGUUCAAUCACUGCUUUACAGGCAGCUCCGUGACUGACUGUCUGGUGUCUAGCAACUCCAUCCGAAAUCGCAGAGAAGGUCUCAUGCUUGCCUCUUCCCUCCUGAGUGAAGCCUACCCACAGCUUGCAGGCGAUACAUCCCAGGCUGCUGCUGAGGGAUUGUCAGAUAUCCCCUUCGUAGAUCUCAGCGAUGCCUACCAUUACUUU
Apaloderma vittatum (bar-tailed trogon) is the source of this 459-nucleotide messenger RNA. RefSeq names its product pleckstrin-like. The record is from RefSeq and is a predicted model, not a curated record. Gene Ontology annotation, cellular component: plasma membrane. The transcript has 3 exons. The annotation marks the transcript as partial. Gene Ontology annotation, biological process: intracellular signal transduction; actin cytoskeleton organization. NCBI's taxonomy places the organism in Eukaryota, Metazoa, Chordata, Aves, Trogoniformes, Trogonidae.